Messenger RNA from Protomyces lactucae-debilis, 573 nucleotides. RefSeq lists its product as uncharacterized. Bases 1 to 573 code for a protein of 190 amino acids. NCBI's taxonomy places the organism in Eukaryota, Fungi, Ascomycota, Taphrinomycetes, Taphrinales, Protomycetaceae. The record is from RefSeq and is a predicted model, not a curated record. The transcript has a single exon.
AUGAAGAGAUUUAUCUAUCUAGCUCUAGCUUUGAGGCUUUUAUGGACACUGGUCAUUGGUGCCGACACAAUUGCAGCUGGCCCUCCCGUACUCAGCACCUCAAUCGUCAAAAGGAGCGAUUUUUUCAAAGAUGCAUACAAAAAUGCAUUCAUGCAGCAUUGUACUAUGUCGUGGCUCGUAGUCAAGGAUCCCGCGCCAACGGACCCGAAAGCUUGUCCCUAUAGUCAAAAAAAACGGCAGGCAGUUGCAGGCUCCAACUUCCUCCCUCAAGAACUUUAUCCCAAUGCGCCAAAGGUCCUUCACUUGAACGAUAUCAAAGGUCACGGCGGCUACAAGAUAUGCUAUCUUGUCCCAAAGACUCAAAAUUGUCCAAGUGGCGGCGCCUGGGGAAAGGACUGGUUCAAAGUUCAAUACAAUGGAGCAAUGUAUGGUGUUGCUUGCAGCAAAGACAGGGCCCACACUCCCCAUCGAGCGCCACAUACGGCCAAGGUGCAGGUGGCCUGGCGUAAUUAUCAUCAGAUUUGGUUCAAGCAACCACCUGUGUGUCGAAGGGUUUUGAUUGUUUUCAAGUGA